GAGUAUAGUAACUUGAAUGCCAUAUUAUUACCUCUGUAAUAAUCUAAUAUUUCACAUUUAUUGAAAGCUUACUCUGUGUGAGGUACUGAUCUGAAUGAAGGCUGUAUUCCUAUUUCAUUUCAACAGCAAGCCCAUAAAGUGAAAACUAGUAACCUCAAGGUACAGGCAUGAAAAAUGUGAAGUGAUUGUCCCAGGUCACCCAGUCUGUAAGCGGUGAAACUCGGAUUUGAACCCAGGCAGUCUGGUUUCAGAGCCCUGGAGAAUUUGUGUUGCUAGGAAUCUAUGUCCUUCAGUGUCCCAAAUUAACAACGGAUAUUAAAAUGAUUUUUUAAAUGACUUCUUCAACAUAGGUGGAGAGUGGUAGUUGUGUGGAAGGGUCACUAGAGGGAGGUGUGUUCCAGGAAGUCGCUCACUCACCCAAAGGCAAGGCCUUAGAGGCGUCUGGUACACAGAGAAACAAGGUAGCAGUUUGAGCAACUGAUCCCCAGGCCCUCAAUUUUCUGUUGAGAAACGUUGAUUAAAAUAAUUAUGAACAUAUAUGUGUUACCACUCACCUCUUUUGUACCUCUUCUUUCAGCUGCUGAAAACUUUGCAGCUUUAGUGGAGCAGCUGUUUAUGGCAGGUGGGCUUGCAGCAAAACUCUUAACAGCCUGGAUUGCUUUGGUGUAUAAAUGAACCAAGUUUCUGCGCUGCCCAGCUUCUCUUUCCUGAUAUUCUUACUGCUGCCAGAAAUGAACUCAAAAUAUUACAUGGACUGUUCUUCUCCUUCCAUACAAGACGUUCUAUAUUGUGAAACCCUUUGAUGGCAGCUGUUGUGCUGUGUAUGGAUGUGGGCUUUGCCAUGAGUAACUCCUUUCCUGGUGAAGAAUCUCCAUUUGAACUAGCAAAGAAGGUGAUGACCAUGUUUGUGCAGAGACAGGUGUUUGCUGAGAGCAAGGAUGAAAUCGCAUUAGUCCUUUUUGGUACAGAUGGCACUAAGAAUGCCCUUGCUAGUGAGGAUCAGUAUCAGAACAUCACAGUGCACAGACAUCUGAUGCUACCAGAUUUUGACUUGCUGGAGGACAUUGAAAGCAAAAUCCAACCAGGUUCUCAACAAGCUGACUUCCUGGAUGCACUUAUUGUGUGCAUGGAUGUGAUCCAACAAGAAACCGUAGGAAAGAAGUUCGAGAAGAGGCAUAUUGAAGUGUUCACUGACCUCAGCAGCCCAUUCAGCAAAGAUCAGCUGGACACUAUAAUUCAUAACUUGAGGAAAUCCAGUAUCUCCCUGCAGUUCUUUUUGCCUUUCCCAAUUGGCAAGGAAGAUGGAACUGGGGACAGAGGAGAUGGCAACUUUCCCUUGGACAACCACGGGCCCUCCUUUCCUUUAAAAGGAAUUACUGAGCAGCAAAAGGAAGGUAUCCGGAUGGUGAAAAGGGUGAUGAUGUCUUUAGAAGGUGAAGAUGGGCUGGAUGAAGUUUAUUCUUUCAGCGAGAGUCUGAGACAACUGUGUGCCUUUAAGAAAAUUGAGAGGACUUCCAUGCCCUGGCCCUGUCAACUGACCAUUGGCUCCAAUUUGUCUAUAAAGAUUUUGGCUUAUAAAUCAAUUCUACAGGAGAAAGUUAAAAAGUCUUGGACAGUUGUGGAUGCAAGAACCCUAAGAAAGGAAGACAUACAAAAGGAAACCGUUUAUUGCUUGAAUGACGAUGAUGAAACUGAAGUUCCAAAAGAAGAUACUAUUCAAGGGUUCCGCUACGGGAGCGACAUCAUCCCUUUCUCCAGAGUGGACCAGGAGCAGAUGGAGUACAAGUCAGAGGGGAAGUGCUUCUCCGUCCUGGGGUUUUGUAGAGCUUCUCAGGUCCAUAGGAAAUAUUUUAUGGGAACUCAAGUUCUAAAAGUCUUUGCAGCAAAAGAUGAUGAGGCAGCAGCGGUGGCCCUUUCCUCACUGAUUCAUGCUUUGGAUGAAUUAGCCAUGGUGGCCAUAGUUCGCUACAUUUAUGACAAAAGAGCUAACCCCCAAGUUGGCGUGGCUUUUCCUCACAUCAAGGACACCUAUGAGUGUUUAGUGUAUGUGCAGCUGCCUUUCAUGGAAGACUUGAGGCAAUACCUGUUUUCAUCCUUGAAAAAUAAUAAGAAAUGCACUCCCACGGAGGCACAGCUGAGUGCUGUUGAUGCUCUGAUCGACUCCAUGAGCUUGGUGAAGAAAAAUGAAGAGGAGGACACCAUUGAAGACUUAUUUCCAACCACCAAAAUCCCAAAUCCUCAAUUUCAGAGAUUAUUUCAGUGUCUGCUGCACAGAGCUCUCCAUCCCCAGCAGCCUCUGCCCCCAAUUCAGCAGCAUGUUUUGAAUAUGCUGGAUCCCCCCACUGAGGUGACAGCUAAAUGUGAGAUUCCUCUCUCUAAAAUAAAGACCCUGUUCCCUCUAACUGAAGCCAUCAAGAAAAAGGGUCAACUGACUGCUCAGGACAUUUUCCAAGACAAGCGUGAGGAGGGACCCACCUCUAAAAAAUUCAAGACUGAGGAAGGGGAGGCCCAAUUUAGUCUCUCCAGCCUGGCUGAAGGCGUGAUCACCAAGGUUGGGAGUGUGAAUCCUGCUGAGAACUUCCGUGUUCUCGUGAGGCAGAAGAACGCCAGCUUUGAGGAAGCAAGUUGCCAGCUAAUAAACCACAUUGAACAGUUUUUGGAUACUAACGAAACACCAUAUUUUAUGAAGAGCAUGGACUGCAUCAAGGUCUUCCGGGAAGAAGCCAUUCAGUUUUCAGAAGAACAGCGCUUUAACAAUUUCCUGAAAGCCCUUCGAGAGAAAGUGGAAAUUAAACAAUUAAAUCAUUUCUGGGAAAUCGUCAUUCAGGAUGGAAUUACUCUGAUCACCAAAGAUGAAGCCUCUGGAAGCUCUGUCACAACUGAGGAAGCCAAAAAGCAUCUUGCAGGAAGAAAGAGCACAAGAAGAGAUGAGAGUUGGCUCCUACCCCUUUCUGCUGCCUUCAGAGAAUCUGUUGCUUCUAUUGAGAAAGCAGGCCCAGCCUUGAAUUCUCUGCUCUCUCCCUUGCCUCCCUGCCACCAUGCAGCCUGGAAAUUACUGGCAGUUAAAACCUCUGAUGAGGAGGAGUGAUAUGUGUAAGAUCAGCCUCGCCUGGGGCUUUGGGAAGGAUAAUGGACGGCAGCCCAGCUCUUAGCUAUAAUUUGCUUACGCGGAAAUGUUGAGCAAAUCUAUCAGGAAAAUCAGCUGCAGAUGCUCAGCUCUGGAUAGAAAUGAAAGUUUGUUUGCCGCUGUUCCUCUCUUCCUAGAAAUUUGGCCUAGUCUCAGAGAUGUGCCAUUUGUGCUUAAUUACAUAGACCACAGUCCUGUGCAGACAGCCCUGCCUUAUUUAUCGUGUAA
Miniopterus natalensis is the source of this 3355-nucleotide messenger RNA. The record is from RefSeq and is a predicted model, not a curated record. NCBI's taxonomy places the organism in Eukaryota, Metazoa, Chordata, Mammalia, Chiroptera, Miniopteridae.